This is a messenger RNA of Tribolium madens (black flour beetle), 1493 nucleotides long. It is a transcript of the gene D12des, whose product is annotated as acyl-CoA Delta-12 desaturase. Bases 321 to 1397 code for a protein of 358 amino acids. NCBI's taxonomy places the organism in Eukaryota, Metazoa, Arthropoda, Insecta, Coleoptera, Tenebrionidae. The record is from RefSeq and is a predicted model, not a curated record. Gene Ontology annotation, cellular component: endoplasmic reticulum membrane. Gene Ontology annotation, biological process: unsaturated fatty acid biosynthetic process. The transcript has 5 exons. Gene Ontology annotation, molecular function: iron ion binding; stearoyl-CoA 9-desaturase activity.
UUCGAAAUCGGAUCACUUUCGAUAGUCCACGCAAACUUGCAAUAAUUUAUCAAAAAAACGUCCAGUCGUGUUGUGUCUCAUCCGGGGUUAAAUGUCAUAUUCAAGUGUGAUAAGAGUACCAUUUUUGCAGAGCAUAUAAAAGGACGUGAACCCGCUUGUCUCCAGUUCCAUAAUCUUUAGCGGCACGCGAUUGGAGGGAAUUGUGUCACGUGAUCGGGAUACCGUUUGCAAAAUCGUGAAGUGAGCCAGACUUCAUUGAGACAGUGCUAAUGUCGGUGUAGGUACAACAUUCAAGAUUGUAAGUGUUGCGUGAAAGUGCAAUGUCGGCCCAGACCAUUACCACAACGGAAACUUCCCAAAAUGCCCACAAACCGCAGCAGUACCAAUGGAAGAUGGUCUGGAGGAACAUCAUCCUCUACAUAAUAAUGCACAUCACUGGUUUCUACGGACUAUACCUUGCCGUGUUCCAUGCCCAAUGGAAAACAGUCUUUUACAGUUGGUUCCUUCUGAUCAUAGCCCUGCAAGGAGUAACAGCUGGCAGUCACCGACUUUGGGCCCAUAAGGCCUACAAAGCGCGAUUACCCCUUCGUAUGCUACUUUGUAUUUUCCAAACCUUGUCCCUUCAGAACCAUAUUUACGACUGGGCAACGUACCAUCGCGUCCAUCAUAAAUACGUUGAUACCAAUGCCGACCCACACAACUCCCGUCGAGGGUUCUUCUUCUCCCAUAUGGGUUGGUUGUUCAUUGAACCCCACAGAGAUGUGGAAGAUAAAUACAAAUCGAUCGAUUUUAGCGACUUAGAGGCUGAUUCGGUGGUCAUGAUCCAAAAAAAGUACUACCACGUAUUUUUCGCUCCAGUUAUCGGAUUUUAUCUACCAGCAGCAAUUCCGUGGUACUUCUGGGGGGAAAACUUCUGGACUGCAUUUUUCGUUGCAUCCAUGCUCCGGUAUUGCGCUUGUACCAACAUAACGUUCCUUGUGAACAGUUGGGCCCAUAUUUAUGGGUCCCGUCCAUACGACAAGAACAUUUAUCCGACUGAAAGUCCCACUGUUGCGGUCUUGACCGGUGGUGAGGGUUGGCACAACUACCAUCACACAUUCCCAUGGGAUUAUAAGACCGGGGAGUUUGGGAAAUACAGGAGUAACCUUACUACCGGUUUCCUUGACUUUAUGGCCGCCAUAGGCUGGGCCUAUGACCUCAAAACCGUGUCAGAAGAAAUGAUAAUGAAGAGGGUGGUAAGAACCGGCGAUGGUACUAGGAAAUUUGAUAAAAUCGAUAAAAUACUCAAUGCGGAUGAUGACCACCACCAUGAAGACAUGGUUUGGGGUUGGGGGGAUAAAGAUAUGGCCAAAGAAGAAAUGAAUUAUGUCAAAAUACACAAUCGGAAAGAAGACUAAAUCUAGUUCGUUAAUUAAUUUAUUAUUAUCAAAUGGUUUACUUUGAGGUACUCCAGGUCAAGUCAUUGAACAAUAGAUAAUAAAAUUUUUAAUUUA